This is a messenger RNA of Insectozyma verbasci, 1230 nucleotides long. The record is from the annotation of a GenBank genome assembly. Lineage: Eukaryota; Fungi; Ascomycota; Pichiomycetes; Serinales; Debaryomycetaceae.
AUGAAAUUUUCACAAGCUACCCUUUUUGCUAUCUUAGCUUCUUCAACAUUCGUUUCAGCUGCUCCAGCCAUUGUUGUUGAACAAUCAAUGGUAAAAAGAGAAGAUAUUAAUGAUGUUUUAGAAAUCUUAAAAGAAUUAAAAUCAUUAAAUGCUAAAAGAGAAUUAGUUGAAGGUGAUGAAUUACUCGAAUUAACUACGAGAGCAGAUUCAGUUUUGGGUGAAUUAAUUACUGCUUUAACCAAUUCAGGUAUUAUCGGUGAUAUUUGGAAUACUUUAACUACCGAUCCAGCUAUUUCUACAUCAUUACAAAACAUUAUUCAAGCUGCUAUUCAAACUGCUGUUGUUCAAGGUCCAGCUUUAAUUCAAGCUGUUUGGAACUCAGGUUUAUUAGGUAACAUUUUAGACAAAUUUUUAAAUGAUACUGAUUUAAGAAAUGCAUUAUUUGAUGUUGCUAAAUCAAUCUUUGGUAGUGCUGUCAAUUUAAUUACUUCAUGGAUCGGAGGUGGCUCAUCAUCUGCUACUGCUGCUACUGCUGCUCCAGCUGCUACUGCUGCUAAAAGAGCUGAUUUAUUAGAUCAAUCAGGUGAAUAUCUUUCAGAAAGAGAUUUAGCCUCAAUUAUUCAAUGGAUUGUUCAAGAAAUCUCAGAUUCAGGAAUAGUACAAUCAUUAGUUAGCAGAGUCUUAGCUGAUCCACAAGCUGCUAUCAGUUUCUUAACUUCAGCUUUCCAAACUGGUUUAGUUGUUGCUGAAGAUAUUUACUCAUGGGCUAAAUCAUCAGGUUUAUGGGAUUCAGCUUUAGCGUACAUUGGACAAAAUGCUGGUACUUGGGCUAGUGCAAUUGCUUCAUUCUUAGGUAAUGCUUUAUCAAGUGGUCAAAUUUCAGCUUCAGAUAUUGAUAAUGCUGGUACUUUAUCUACAUCAACUGCUUCAACUGCUGCUGCAGCUAAUGUUGCUGCCAGAUCAGUUUCAGUUACUCAAGCUGCUGCUGCUACAACUCCAACUACUACAAGGGCUGCUACCCAAGCUGCUGCUACUUCUGCUGCUCCAGCUUCUGCUGCUGCUCCAGCUUCAGGCAACAAUGCUUUGAACUCAUUAAUUGAUAAAUAUGGUGGUUCAGUUUCAACCGCUGCUCCACAAGUUAAUACUGCUGGUUUAGCUUCAAGUCUUAAUACUUUAAUUGGUGCUGCUAAUCAAGCAGCUGGUUCAUUAAACCAAAGAAGAAUGUAUUAA